Molecule: messenger RNA, 1557 nt
Organism: Anopheles bellator
Lineage: Eukaryota; Metazoa; Arthropoda; Insecta; Diptera; Culicidae
Gene: Haspin
Product: serine/threonine-protein kinase haspin homolog
Exons: 2
Coding region: 88-1557 (489 amino acids)
Biological process (GO): intracellular signal transduction; mitotic cell cycle; protein phosphorylation
Cellular component (GO): cytoplasm; nucleus
Molecular function (GO): ATP binding; histone H3T3 kinase activity
Source: RefSeq, a predicted model, not a curated record
GCGUCUCAAAUAAAACCAACCGUUCGUCCAAUUGUUGCUUCGGUGCACAUUUUUGCCACGCAAAGUUUUUCAGUGAAAACCUGGACCAUGAGUUUGUUCAAGAAACCGGCAACGGGGCCGCGCAUGGCGGAUGCUCCUGCUGCUCCUGCACCGGACACGACGAAAACUAGUUUUGUGGAAGCGAACAAAACCGACACAGAGAAAGUGCAUUUUAAACCUGGAAAGUGGCGCAAGUCGUUGGUCCUGUUACGAGCUUCUAUUCACCGCGAUGGUUCCUAUCCAACCGGUGUGGGUCGGAAGAUUAGCAUCAGCGUGAACGAUUACCGCGCUUCCCAUUCCCAUACGGUGAACGAGAGCACCCACAUUGAAUCGACCAGCAUACUCGCCGAAGAAAACGACAAUAUCGCUUUGGACCACGAUGUAACCGUGCAGCAGUUCAUAGGGCCGUUGGCGCCCGUAAUUACCGUGGCCGAUCACUGUUAUCUGCGAAUGCGCAGUCCGAAGGAUGAAAUAUUGAAACGCUGCAAUCAGCAGAAACCGAUCACGUUCGAGGAGUUGUUUACCCGUCUCGGCACGGUCGUUAGGAAAAAGAUAGGAGAAGGUGUUUACGGCGAGGUGUUUGAGCUGGGCAAAGAAGGCACCGACCAGCGGUCGGUCCUGAAGUUGAUACCGAUCGAGGGCAGUUUGCUGAUAAAUGGAGAGAAGCAGAAAACCUUCGAAGAAAUCGUUUCGGAAAUAAUCAUUUCUGCGGAGCUGAGCAAUUUGCGUCAACGGAGCGUCAAUGGAGUACAAUUUUCCACCGACGGAUUUAUCGAGCUGCUGAGCGUUAGCUGCAUCAGAGGAACGUACCCGAAGUCUUUCAUUGACUUAUGGAAUGGUUACGCCGACAAGCAAGGCACGGAGAAUGACAAUCCCGAUCAGUUUCCCGCUGAUCAGCAUUACAUAGCGUUUGAGACGGCCUUUGGUGGGUGCGAUUUGGAUGGGUUUCGCUUCAAAAAUGCCCUGCAAGCGUUUGCUGUUUUCUCACAGAUCGUUCUGUGCCUGGCGGUGGCCGAGAAACGUUUCAAUUUCGAGCAUCGUGAUCUUCACACGGGAAACAUCCUUGUACAACGGACGGAUGAGACCGAGCGAACUUACUAUCUGCUGGGGGAAGAGAUAAUAAUUCAAACCCAAGGCCUGAAAGCAACCGUCAUCGACUAUACGCUGUCCCGGAUCGUGUACAACGGGCUGUACCUUUUCAACGAUCUGUCGAAUGAUGAGGAACUAUUCACCGCCGAGGGUGAUUAUCAGUUCGAUAUUUAUCGCAUGAUGAAAACGGCAAUCGACAACCGAUGGAGUUCGCAUGAGCCAAAAACGAACGUCUUCUGGUUGCACUAUUUGCUGGAAAAACUCAUUUCGUGCAGAAAUUAUCGGGACAAAGCGAGUAAAGUCCACCGCGAGAACAUGGCAUCGAUGAAGGAGCUCAGCGAGGUGCUUUUGGAGUUUUCAAGCGUGCAUGAAAUCGUACAGGAAUUCUUUAGUUCCGAUGAAAGGGAAGCGAAUAAAGAAAAUGAGUAA